AUGGAGGUUGAAGAAGAAGUGAGAGACAUCGUGGAUCAGGUAAAGGACCUCCACGACUCAGCCACCUCCUUCCUAUCUGCUUCUUCCCACGAAGAGGUCUCUCUCCGCAACAGAUCCUCCGCCGUUGACGCAUCAAUCACCCGCCUCCACUCCACCCUCCUCUCCGACAAACAUCUCGAUCCCAAGAUCUUCGACAAGGCAUUCUUCAAAGAUCUCUCUCUUUCUCUUCAUAUGAAAAAACUGGAGGAGGAUCUGCAACGAGCUAGAUGCAUGCUUGCCGAUGGCGACACUUCCUCUUUCCUCCCCUCCAAACCUCAAGGACGGUUUGUAACAAUGUUUUUGGGACCUGUGAAUGUCCGAGCCUCAAGGAAAGAUAUACAGCUUAAAGUCAAAGAAGAAUACAAUAGCUACAGAGAUAGGACAGCUCUUCUUUUCCUUGUUUUCCCUGCAAUACUUUUGACCCUAAGAUCUUAUGUCUGGGAUGGAUGUUUGCCUGCUUUCCCUGUUCAGCUCUACGAGGCUUGGCUUUUGUUCCUUUAUGCUGGUUUGGCUAUGCGAGAGAACAUAUUGAGAGCCAACGGGAGUGACAUCCGUUCAUGGUGGCUUUAUCAUCACUAUUGUGCCAUGGCUAUGGCCCUUGUCAGUCUCACUUGGGAGAUCAAAGGUCAACCAAACUGUGUUCAGAAGCAGAAAGGAGUCCGUCUCUUCCUCCAAUGGGCUAUGAUGCAAGGUGUUGCGAUGCUUCUGCAAAAUAGAUAUCAGCGCCAAAGAUUAUACACUCGCAUUGCACUAGGAAAGGCUAAGAGGAUGGACGUUGUGUGGGGAGAAACGGCUGGAGUAGAUGGGCAACUAUGGCUGUUAUGUCCUCUUUUGUUCACUUUACAGGGCUUUGAAGCAUACGUUGGUCUGCAGUUACUAAGGACUGUGUUAACUGGGGUAGUCGCCGAAUGGCAGGUGUUAAUUUGUGGUGUUCUUCUGGUUGUGAUGGCCGUUGGAAACUUCAUAAACACAGUAGAGACGUUGAUGGUGAAGUCGAGGUUCAAGGCUAAGAUGAAGAGAAGUAAAAGCAGAGCGGAGCUCGAUUAAACUACAUAAGCUUAUAUUGACUACAGCUUCAUAGUUCCCAACUUUCGAUCUUUCUCCAUAUUUUAUUUUGCUUGAUAAAUUUUUUUGUUUUUUUGGGGCACAAGUGACCUAAGGUUUUGAAAAAGUUGAAAUAGCCCUUUCUUUGUGUAAAUGGAAGUGGGAAUUGGUAGUUGAUGGAUCGUUUUUUUUUUGUUUUUGUAAAUGUUUCAACUAACAUUUGUUGAGUUUCUAACCAUCAGAUGCUCAAAAAUGGUAGUUGAAAGAUGGAAAAAGAUUCGUAACUACACAAGCUAUGGGGUAAUGUAUGUGAAUUUAUCCAAGUAUUGUAAUAUGGCAACAACUACACUACUAUGUCUAAUAUAUGGUUAUACUAGG
Eruca vesicaria subsp. sativa (arugula) is the source of this 1461-nucleotide messenger RNA. NCBI's taxonomy places the organism in Eukaryota, Viridiplantae, Streptophyta, Magnoliopsida, Brassicales, Brassicaceae. The record is from the annotation of a GenBank genome assembly.